AUGAUAUUUGCAAUUGAAGAAAUCAAUAAUGAUCCUGCAAUCCUGCCAAACAUUUCCCUCGGCUACAGGAUACUUAAUUCUUGUGCAUCUCCUACAAAUACUUUACGUGCUGCUCUAACGCUGGCAAGUAGACCAAAGGAGACUGACAGGACCUCACCAUGUCCUCCAGCCAUAUCUGCCCUCAUAGCAGAGUCAGGAUCGUCUCAGUCUUUGGCUGUGGCAGGAACUCUCGGACCAUUUGACGUGCCAAUUGUCAGUUAUUUCUCAACUUGUGCCUGCCUCAGUGACAGGGUUAAAUAUCCUACUUUUUUCCGGACAAUCCCCAGUGAUUAUUUCCAGGCUAAAGCUCUGGCAGCGCUGGUGAAACAUUUUGACUGGCAGUGGAUCGGGGCCAUACAGUCAGACAAUGAUUAUGGGCGGAAUGGGAUCCUGGCCUUCACCGAAGAGGUUAAAAAGCUUGGUGUUUGCAUUGCAUUUGUUGGGACCGUUCUGCGGACAUACACAAUGGAUAAAAUUCUUGAUGUUGUUGAAAUGAUCAAGAAGUCGACAGUAAAAGUCAUUCUGGCUUUUGUUCCAGAGGGUGACUUUUAUCCUUUAAUGAGAGAGGUAGUGAAACAGAACAUUACAGGGAUUCAGUGGAUCGCCAGCGAAGCCUGGAUAACAGCUGCACGUCCUUCCACACCUGAAAUUUACAAGACUUUUGGAGGAGCCCUGGGGUUUGUUGUGCAGAAAAUGCCAAUCCCAAAUCUAAAACCUUUCCUUACAGGCAUUAACCCAUACGCUGAUCCAAAAGCAGCUUUUGUGAAAGAUUUUUGGGAGAUAAUGGUUGGCUGCACACCUGCUUUCCCUGAGGAAACCACAAAAUUUGAGACAACAAAGGAAAUAUGCACAGGGAAUGAGACAUUAAAAUAUUCCACGGAUGUGUUUUUCAAUGUGACACAGCUCAGAGUGUCAUAUAAUGUGUAUAAGGCAGUGUAUGCUAUUGCAUAUGCCCUACAUGAACUGAUAUUCUGUCAACCAGUGGGAGAAAAAUCAAUAAAGCCAUGUUUAAACAUAUCAAAAAUUUCUCCCAAGAAGGUAACUGAUUAUCUACAAAAAGUGAAGUUCAUCAAUCAUUUUGGGGAUUAUGUAUUCUUUGAUAAGAACGGGAACCCCCCUGCUUCUUAUGACAUUAUUAACUGGCAGAUGAUAGACGGACAGGUGCAACAUGUCACAGUGGGUCAUUUCGCCUCUUCUGACGACGGUGACUAUGAGCUCAGCAUCCAUGAGGAACAGAUAGUGUGGCGAACAGGAAAAACGCUUCCGACAUCAGUGUGCUCUAAUGUUUGCUCAGUCGGAACAAGAAAAGCUCAAAUUAAAGGAAAGCCCAGGUGCUGCUUUGACUGUAUCUUAUGUGCUGAUGGAACUAUUGCUAAUUCAACAGGAGCAGCAGAUUGCACACCCUGUCCACAAGAAUACUGGUCUAAUGACAAAAAAGACGAGUGCAUUCCUAAAACAGUUGAGUUCCUGACAUAUCAUGAGCCGAUGGGAGUAGCUAUCACUAUCGUAUCUCUGCUGGGAACGUCUCUCUCACUGGUUACAAUGGUGGUCUUCAUCCGCUACAGAGAAACCCCCGUGAUUAAAGCCAGUAACUCAGAACUGAGCUGCUUCUUGUUAUUUUCACUGUGUUUGUGUUUUCUCUGUCCCCUCACUUUCAUUGGCAGGCCCACAGUGUGGACUUGCAUGCUGAGGCACACAGCUUUUGGAAUUACAUUCGCACUUUGCAUUUCUUGUGUCUUAGGAAAAACUAUUGUUGUCGUAACAGCUUUCAAAGCCAGAUUUCCUUACAGUAAGGCUGCGGGAAAGUUUGGACCUGCACAGCAAAGGAUCAUAGUUUGCUCUUGCACUUUGAUACAGAUAGUAAUAUGUGUGCUGUGGCUUACGUUGAACCCUCCGUUUCCAGACAUGGUUUUCAGAUAUAGCAAUAAAAAGAUAGUUUUAGAGUGUAACACUGGUUCUGAGGCUGCAUUUUAUGCUGUGCUGGGGUACAUAGGCCUCCUUGCAAUAAUAUGUUUAGGUCUGGCAUUUUUAGCUCGAAAGCUGCCUGAUAAUUUUAAUGAAGCCAAAUUCAUCACCUUCAGCAUGUUGAUAUUUUGUGCAGUGUGGAUCACCUUUAUCCCUGCAUAUGUUAGCUCUCCUGGGAAGUUUACUGCAGCUGUUGAGACCUUUGCCAUUUUAUCUUCAGCAUUUGGUUUAUUAAUUAGCAUUUUCGCACCCAAAUGUUAUAUUAUUCUCAUCAAGCCGGAGAAAAAUACCAAGAAGCAUAUCAUGGGAAAAACUGAAACAAAGAAUAUCAGCAUGCUGAAGGUGAUGAACUUUGCCUCAUUGAAAUUAUCAGGGAGUUUCCGGGCCAAAAAAGCCACAAGGAAACACAUGCAGGCUAAGAUGCCGAUGUAUCCCAGAACACACCAGAAGCCGACCUCUGAACCAGUCACACACUCCAUGAUGAUGGUAGAGCUGUGUGUGGACCGAAAAGCCACUAAGACCACCAUUGUCUUGGCCAGGAGACAUGAAAUGCAGAGGGCAAAACUGAUCCCAAAUGCAGGAUACCUGAUCCUGCAGAGCCAGUCUGAGGGCUCACCAAUGAACAACAGGCCAACAAGAAAACACACGGCGAGGAACAGCAAGAGAAGAAAGCUCAGCUCCAUGUUGUUGGCCCGAACCAACGGCGUGUCUUUGUGUAUGAAGAACACGCACAGGAGACACAGUCGAAGCAGCAGAUGGGUUCCCCUUUCCUCCUGGCGAUGCGGAAACCUGGAGGACAACUGUCGCUGCACACAGACCGGGAAGCCUGAGAGGCAGAGUUUAAUCAAACAGCUCCACACUUUCUAUAGCAUUAUACCCGGUAUCACAUCAGCCCUCCGUAUGGCGAACCCCAGCGUUCCCGUCAGGAGAUCACCGAACUCUGCCCACAGUGACGAUGCAGUGGACCAGGCCUCACUGGCGAUCCACUGCAGCCCCGUGAUAUUACGAUUGUUGACUGUGGAUCUCUCUGGGUGUCCAUUCACCAGGAGUAAAGAAGCUCUCAGAGACACAGGUAUAACAUCACAGCUGUCGCGGAUAUCAAAGCCCAGCCUUAGCCGUGGUAGGAGUGUGGACCGAAAAGCCACUAAGACCACCAUUGUCUUGGCCAGGAGACAUGAAAUGCAGAGGGCAAAACUGAUCCCAAAUGCAGGAUACCUGAUCCUGCAGAGCCAGUCUGAGGGCUCACCAAUGAACAACAGGCCAACAAGAAAACACACGGCGAGGAACAACAAGAGAAGAAAGCUCAGCUCCAUGUUGUUGGCCCGAACCAACGGCGUGUCUUUGUGUAUGAAGAACACGCACAGGAGACACAGUCGAAGCAGCAGAUGGGUUCCCCUUUCCUCCUGGCGAUGCGGAAACCUGGAGGACAACUGUCGCUGCACACAGACCGGGAAGCCUGAGAGGCAGAGUUCAGCCACUCAGAAACACACAGAGAGGCUCUACCUCUAUUUGGUGAUGUGUAACAACAUGACUCCACCUUCCAUUUAUUCUAACUGUGUCCUGACUUUGUCUUCCAUCUUAAUUUCCUGCUUUACAUUUUCUGCUCAACCUGCAGCCAGACAGUGCAUUCUGCAAAACAGCUUUGAACCGGGCUUUGUGGCCAAGGGUGAUUUUCUAAUUGGUGGGAUUUUCCCACUUCACUACAACCAGGAGAUGCCAGACCUUAACUCCACCUACAGACCACCACCAGUUAAGUGCAACGGUUUCGACCCCAGGGCUUUCCGCUGGGCUCAGACUAUGAGGCUGGCAGUGGAGGAGAUAAAUCAAAAUACAGAGCUGCUGCCCAAUUAUACCCUCGGAUAUAAAAUCUUUGAUUCAUGUGCGUAUCCACUGACAGGCCAGAGGGCUGCUCUGGCUGUGCUGAAUGGGGUUGGAGAGGAUGACUAUCCAAUGUGCACUGGCCCCUCUCCUCUUCUUGCUAUAAUUGGGGAGUCUGGAUCUGCUCAGUCCAUAGUGGUGUCAAGAAUCCUGCAGCCAUUCAAAAUCCCAAUGAUAAGUUACUUUUCAUCAUGUGCGUGUUUUACUGACAGACGGAAAUAUCCCAACUUCUUCAGAGUAAUCCCUAAUGAUGACUAUCAGGUUAAAGCCAUUGCCCAGCUGCUGGUCCAUUUUGACUGGACCUGGGUGGGGCUGGUGCGAGGGGAUCAUGAAUAUGGACGCUUUGCUGUGCAAGGUCUACUCAGGGAAUUACAGGGGACAAAAGUGUGUGUAGCAUACCAAGAAAUGAUCCCUCUGCUCUACAACCGGCAGAGAGCUCUGGAGAUUAUGCAGGUAAUGCGCAGCUCUGCAGCAAAAGUGGUGGUUGUGUUUUCAGCUGAGGGGGAAAUGACUCCUUUCCUGAGAGACUACAUGGCACAGAACAUCACAGGAAUCCAAUGGGUGGCGAGUGAGGCCUGGGUCACGGCAUCUGUCUUCACAGGGAGCGAGUAUUACCCCUAUCUGGGAGGCACGAUUGGGUUUGGCAUCAGAAAAGGCCACAUCCCCAGACUGAGUGACUACCUGCAGACAGUAAACCCCGAAAACUACCCCAGUAAUCCACUGGUGCAUGAACUAUGGGAAGCUCUGUAUGGUUGUGCACCUUCUUCUGUCUCUGGUUCGCAGUUGCCUCCCUGUUCAGGACAUGAGUUACUGUUAGAGCAGCAUUCAGCCUACAUGAAUACAUCUAGCCCUAGAGUGGCUUAUAAUGUCUAUAAAUCUGUAUAUGCAAUAGCCCAUUCUCUGCACAACAUUUUUCUUUGUCAAUCAGGCAGUGGGCCUUUCCAAAACAAGUCAUGUGCACAAAGGAACAACAUACACCCAUGGCAGCUCCAACACUAUCUCCAGGAGGUGACAUUCAACAUUGCUGGUGAAGAGGUGAACUUUGACCUGAAAGGCGACUCCAUACCCUACUAUGAUAUCAUCAACUGGCAGAGAGGCACAAGCGGGAAUGUAGAGUUUGUCAAUGUGGGGUUGUUUGAUGGAACCAAGGCUGCUGGGGAGGAGUUGGUGAUCCAGGAGGAUGGGAUUAUAUGGGCAGGUCAUCAGAGUGAGGUGCCGGUGUCUGUGUGCAGUGUCAGCUGUCUUCCAGGGUCCCGGAAGGCUGUCCGUCGUGGGGAGCUUGUCUGCUGCUUUGACUGUGUACCAUGUGACAGUGGCAAAAUUAGUAAUGAGACAAAUUCAGUAGAUUGCACAUCUUGUCCUGAAGACUUCUGGUCAAACCAAUAUCGAACAGCCUGCAUCCCCAAGAAAGUGGAGUUCUUGGCUUAUAAUACUUUGGGAAUAGUCCUCACAGUGAUCUCCAUAGUGGGUGCCUGCCUCACUGUAGCUGUCCUCAUAGUCUUUGUCUAUCACAGAAACACAGCCAUCGUCCGUGUUAACAACUCUGAACUCAGCUUCUUCAUCCUGAUCUCACUGACUCCAUGUUUCCUUUGUUCCCUGGUCUUCAUUGGAGAACCAACACCUUGGUCCUGUAUGCUGCGUCACACUGCAUUUAGCAUCACUUUUUCCCUUUGCAUCUCAUGCAUCUUUGGGAAGACUCUGGUGGUGUUGGCUGCUUUUACUGCUACAAGGCCAGGGAACAACAUUAUGAAGUGGCUAGGGCCCAAACAACAAAGGGCCAUUAUCUUCUCCUGCACCUUAGUUCAAGUGGUGAUCUGCGCUGCUUGGCUCAUCGAUGCUCCUCCAUAUCCAUCCAGAAACACACAAUAUGAACACUCAAAAAUCAUACUAGAAUGCAGUGUAGGCUCCAGUCUGGCAUUUUGGUGUGUUUUGGGAUACAUUGGCCUACAGGCCUGUCUGUGUUUUUUACUGGCUUUUCUGGCCCGGAAGUUGCCAGGCAACUUCAAUGAGGCAAAGUUUAUCACUUUUAGCAUGUUGAUCUUCUGUGCAGUCUGGCUGGCAUUCAUUCCUGCUUAUAUCAGCUCUCCUGGAAAUUAUGCAGAUGCCGUGGAAUCAUUUGCUAUUCUAGCUUCAAGUUUUGGGUUGUUGUUCUGUCUGUUUGCUCCCAAGUGUUAUAUUAUAUUAUUAAAACCAGAAAAGAAUACUAAACAGCACCUCAUGGGCAAAGAAAAGAAAUGA
Messenger RNA from Sphaeramia orbicularis (orbiculate cardinalfish), 6120 nucleotides. RefSeq lists its product as uncharacterized. Gene Ontology annotation, cellular component: plasma membrane. The record is from RefSeq and is a predicted model, not a curated record. Gene Ontology annotation, biological process: G protein-coupled receptor signaling pathway. The transcript is spliced from 20 exons. NCBI's taxonomy places the organism in Eukaryota, Metazoa, Chordata, Actinopteri, Kurtiformes, Apogonidae. Bases 1 to 6120 code for a protein of 2039 amino acids. Gene Ontology annotation, molecular function: G protein-coupled receptor activity.